UUGAGUGUAAUUUAUUUAUUUUCACGGCAUUUUAAAUUAUUUCGGAACGAUAAUUAUUGUUUUUGACUUGUUUAUUCAGUUAAAAGAAUAUACAUAGCAAAUAAUAUCAAGUAUAACCUUUACCUUGUUGUGAUCUUGUGGGAUCUGUAGAUCAGAAUGGCUCAGAGGGAACGUCGCUCCAAUGCUGGGAAUCGCAUGGCAAAGCUGUUGGACGAAGAGGAGGAAGAUGAUUUCUACAAAACCACGUACGGUGGCUUUCAGGAAGUAGCUGAGGAUAACGAUUAUGUUCAAGAAAAAGAAACGGAGGAUGUGGUGGACUCCGAUUUUGAUAUUGAUGAAAAUGACGAACCGGUGUCUGAUCAGGAAACCGAUGAAAAGCAGAAAAGAAAAGUUGGCACUAAGGCAUAUAAGGAUCCCAACAGGAAGAAGAAAGUAGCAGGAGCAUCAGCAGCAGUAGACAAACCAAAAAAAGUCAUUGUAAAGAAACCAAAGGAACUGAAGCCAAAAGAAGAAAAGGCUGAUAAAUCAGAAAAAUAUGCUGAUAUUUCUUUUGGGCGCAAAUCAAUCAGGCAGAGUACAGCGGUAAAGUCAGCAGAAACACUGCAGAGAAUCAAAAUCCGGUCCGAACUGAAAAAGAAGAAACCAAAGAAAAUCGAGGAAAAGAUGCCCACACAAGAAGAAUUGCUAGAAGAAGCCCUUGUUACAGAAAAAGAGAAUUUGAAGAGCUUAGAGAGGUUUGAACAAAUUGAAUUGGAGAGAAAGAAGAUACGUCCUACAAAGAAAACGAUUACUGGUCCUGUUAUAAGAUAUCAUUCGUUUUCUGUACCGAUUUCAAAUCCAGACGAUGAAAAGACAAGUUUAACGCCGAUAGCAGAUCUCACGCUAAGUGACAUCAUCAAAAGUGAAGAAGGCUUUCUGCCAGAUGAAAAUGCAGACGUGUCAAUGACAGAUCUGAAAACUGAGACAGACGAAUUCGCUAAGACUGAUACCAAAAUUGAUGUGGAAGUUAUCGGCCCGGAUGAUGACUUGGAUGUUGAAUCUUUGCCUAAAGCAGAAAAGCCGGACAAACCUAAGAGCAAUCAAGUGAAACACUACGAGCGAACGUUGCUAUCUUUCGAAAACGACAUCAAAGACAGAGCCUUCCGCUCUUGCUUCCCCAAGAGGCCGGUCAAGAGGAGGCGGGAACUGCUGUGCGCUGUCACUAAGAGGCCAGCCCGCUACAUAGACCCGAUCACCAAACUGCCGUACAGAAGCGUGGACGCGUUCAGAAUCAUACGGGAGGCGUAUUACCAACAGCUUGAGGCUCGAGGUGACAGAUCCGACCCACAAACGGCAGCGUGGUUGCAAUGGAGAAGAGCCGACGCGGCGUCUACAUACGUCCAGAUACAUAUCAAGUGAAACGGAGAUUAUAAUGGUUAGACUAGUUCCAGGCAUUGACCCCAGCGUUAGAUCCAUAAAGUUAUGUCCAA
Molecule: messenger RNA, 1469 nt
Organism: Ostrinia furnacalis (Asian corn borer)
Lineage: Eukaryota; Metazoa; Arthropoda; Insecta; Lepidoptera; Crambidae
Product: Vacuolar protein sorting-associated protein YL-1
Exons: 9
Coding region: 157-1398 (413 amino acids)
Cellular component (GO): nucleus
Source: RefSeq, a predicted model, not a curated record